UGUUAAUAAAAAAAAUCGUCAAAGUUAGUACCAACUCGUAUUUAUUUUCGUUCUAUAUUGAUAGUGUGCCAUAUAAAGUUGGAUCCCACAAGCAUGGAAAGCAAAAAGGCCUACCAAAACAGCACGGUUACUCCAAGUAACGAACUUCCCCUAGAUCCGAUCCCCAAACAUGCUCACCAACACAACACAGCCCCCCAACACCUAAGACUCCUCCAAUACGGUUUAAAAAUCCCUAACCACCAAAAUGCGCACCAACAGCUUCUACACGUGCACCAGCACAACUCCCAGCUACAAUACCGCCACCUCCAACCCUCCCCUCAAUUCAACAACAUCAACAUUCACUCCAAUCCUGUACUACUCCACAACACAACCCCCAAAUACGGCCAUAUGCACCAGCAGAAACCGAACAACCAGGCUUUGUAUCAAGCAACGCAACCUCCACCCCCUGCUGUCCACCCCUAUAAUCAAAUGACACAAAACACCCCGCAAAUAUGGGUUCCACACCAACCUCCAAUUCACUACCACCAACAACAACAACAGCAAAGUAAUAACGUUACUCCUCCACAAGCCCCUCCUAAAUCCAAAGAAGUGCUGGAGAGAAAAAAGUCCAGCAACACUCAAUUAAGGUCUCCCUCCGCUAAAAGGCCUCUGGAGGCUCCUGUUACAAUACAGGGAUGGCUUCACAAGCAGGGUUCCGAAGGACUGAUGUUGUGGAAAAGACGCUGGUUCGUACUUUCCGAAUAUUGCCUGUUCUACUAUAAAGGUCCCGAGGAGGAAAAAUUGCUGGGUUCAAUUUUGCUUCCGUCUUACAAAGUGUCCGUGUGUGGUCCCGAGGAUAAAGUCAAUAAAAAAUUCUCUUUCAAAUGCGAACACGCUAAUAUGCGAACAUACAUAUUAGCCGCCGAUUCGCAGGAACUAAUGAGUCAAUGGAUUAAAGUGCUUAAUUUAGCUUGUAAUUUACAAAAUAAUAUCGAGAAUGAGCAGACAACAAACGCAGUACAAAUGCAACUUAAUGCAACUGAUAACGAAGAGUCAAUUUAUCACCACAAUUCGCGAAUCACGCCUGUACAUACGCAUACAUCCAGCAACACGACUAACUUAAGCAACCCUAGUCAGCAAGAGCUCAGUCAGUAUAACCAACCUUUGUACGCUAACGCCCCUCCGAAGCCUAGGAGGUUGAACGAGGCUGGCGGCUACUCGUCCCCGAGCCCCGAUAUUUUGGACAGAUACCCUACAAACCAACAGUACAUGCAGUGUAGAAGCAUUGCGAAAUCCCCUGUUAGUAUAUAUGGACAUACGAUGCUAACGCCUAAUCCUAACGAGUACGUGUUCACCCCAACCCCGCAGAAUUCCGAGCGGCGAACCCCCGACACGUACGGGCGUUCGCAGUUGGCCACCAAACCCCGCGGUACUGACUAUGAGGAUGUGUAUGCGGAUCAAAGCAUGUAUAAACGCCCCUUAAGCCCCAUAGCAUACAGCCAUAUCAAUGUGAUCAAGAAAAACACUCCUACUGUCAAUCCAGCUUACAGGGCCUAUACGCCGGUGAACAUGGAGCAUUACCCUCCUCCGCAAAUACGAAAAUCGCCUGUCACCAUAGCGCGACCGCAUAGCGCGGAUUUUUUGGAGUACGAAAGCAACCACAGACAAACCGCGAUACCCACGGCGCGGCCCAAGUCAAGUUUAGAUAUUAACCGAAACGAUAGCGAUAACUACUUUUACACCGAGGAGCGAUACGCGGAGAAGAUGCGCAAGUCCGCACAAUAUCUGCAGAAAGCGCCUCAGAUGAGGUAUCAACAACCGGCCAAAAGGUAUCCAGAAAAUCCUUUGAUGAGGUCCAAUACGCAGCCAAUUAAUUUUAACCACAUGCCAGUUACUGCACCCACUCCUUCAGCGAUGCAACCUGUUAGAAGUAGAAGCGUAUUAAGCGAGGGGUCUUUAUCGAAAGAGUUAGAUAUAGAUUUAAGGUCGAGCCCUAGCAAUAAAUUAGAUAGAGAUUCGGUGUCGCCAGGGUUCUCCACUAGGCAAGAAAUGUACAAUUAUGCUCAAAAUAUGAGGAAUAGGGAGUAUGAUCAGUUUACAAGGUCGGCUAGCGCUAGGCUAGCUCAGAAUCCUUCAUCGCAAGGAGAGGGGUACUUCGAUGACAGGCCGCAAACAAGAGAAGGCGAUAGAAAGAGAGAAGAAUCGAUGAAGCGGCUUUUAGAAUGGAAGCAGAGAAUGUUGCAAUCGCCAUUAAAUAGAAAGGUGCAAGGGAGUAGAGCAUAUACAGGGCGUAAUACCGAGUAUUACCAUGAAAAUGGUUAUAUGCCUCAGAGACCGGAAGCUUGCGCUGACGGCAGACGAUCCGCAAAUCUUCCGCAGUACAACAGUUAUUCUUCCGAUGAUGAAGAAAAUGAGGACAGAAGCAAGGAAACUGUGCACACACAGGCAGGACGGACCUUGGACACAUUUCCGACUAUUUCUGAGUCACAAUCACCUGCACAAACCACCUCUACCACUGUACUUAAUUCCCUUGGCAAACCUGACGAGUUUAUCACAUCCUCACACCUAACGCACACUUCUUCCCCCGUUGAAACCCUUACAAAACCCUUAAAGCAAUUCAACAAGGAAUCGUCGAACCUUGCCCACGUCUCCAGCCUGAGAUCCGAGUAUUCGGAAAAAUUCGAACAAAGUCCUACGGUUAUCGAGAUCAAAAGCAACGGUGCACUGGUCAAGUCAAUUUUGGCGGAGUUCGAAAAAAAGACUGAAAUCGAAAAGUCUGUAUCCUCAAGCGAAUUAGAAAUAACUACGGAAGAGAACUAUAUGACGAUGACUGCCAGUAAAGCCAUACUAGGACCUAGAAAUAGCAAUAAUAGUGAUGCCACGGUCAUUUUUAAUGAUCCCGAAGAAAACCCCUAUGUUGAAAUGAGCCAAAAUUUAAGCUUGUUAGCCGGAUCGCUUAAUAUGGACCCAAACGAACAACAGCCAUAUGAAUUAAUAUGCUUUAAUGAAGGUACUUUUGAACCUGUUUAUAUGGAGCUGAAACAUCCACUUAGCGUCCCGACGAAAAAAGAACCAAAAGAGCUCCCCGACAUUCUAAUGUCACCCAGAAGCAAAUCUGACAGUUCAGAUGCUGACGAUGAAGCCUCAAAGGAUCUAGAUUCCUUAGACACGCCGAGUCGGUCGAGAUUUAGCUUAUCUGACACUUUCAGGCCGGCUUCUUACUACCUAGGUGCCAGCCAUACGGUUCCAGAGUUUCAGGACAGUUCCGACAGCGAACUUGUGUCGCCACCACCUAUACCGAGCUCGCCUCCACCUGACGAUGAGGAAAACGCUGAGUUACGGAACAAAGAGAAAAAAGACGAAACAUACGGGUUCUCAGUGCAAGUUAAUAGAAAUUCAGAUCAGUUCUUUAAUAGUGCCAAUACACAUUUGUUCAAUAGUACUGCCAAGUACAUGAAGGGCAGCACGCAGUCUUUGGACACCAAGAAAUGUUUUACAAGUAUCAGUAAGGACCCUGAAACGUCAUCUGUAGGCAGUAUGACUAUAGAAACAGAAAGACGAUACAGCAGUCGGUUAUCGCACAAUAGCGACUCAGAUAUCGAAUUAAGAAUGCCGAGAAUAAAAGAGUACGAGAUGAUGUUAAAACGGCGCCCUGUGUCGGAGGAAUGUUGCAGUGAAUUGGAAUCCAUGGAUGGCACUUUUGACACAAACGAGACGGUAGACCUGGACCAAUAUCUAAAAGACCUACAAAUAAGCAACAUAAGUUUGGCUAGCAAUGAUGAUGGCAAUGAGUUUGGCUUGAAAACUCACGAUUACGAGAACUUAUUUAUAAGCAAUUUACCGAAGAAAAUCGAGAAAAGUACGCCGGUGCAUUCCUAUUCGAUAAAAAGUCCUUCGACAAGCCACGCACCGUCGACUGAAGAUCGGCCAAUUUUAUCCGAAGAUUAUGUUUUAAGAGCAAGACCUGAAAGUAGUGCUUCCACAUCGGCGGAAAUAUGCGUACUAUUAAGAAACUCAAAUUGUUCCACGCCGAGUAUAAGAAUUGAUAGCUCGAUGAGCACGCAAGAGUUGCCAACAGUUUCCUCUUACUUUUCCGAUAGACGCGAUAAAUCAUCGAACUCGUCAUUUAGCCAACCAGCGGCGCCUUACUAUUACUCCGAUCUAUCUGUCAACACUUCCAACAAUGAGUGCACAUCGAGUAUACUCACAUUAAACAAUCAACGAGGCGCAAUGAAUGGCAGCAAAAAAGACAUAACACACAUUGUGAACCCUUUAAAAUGUAAUAGCCAAACUUUAAACACAAGUGAAAAUGAAGGUGUUACUUUUAAGUUAGCCGUCGAAGCAAGAUCUGUAUCAGUGGACUUUUUGAACUUAACCGAUAAGUCGGGACACAUCGACAAGAAAAAUAUAUACGAAUCAGACACGUUGAAACGGCAAAAAAUAUCAGACGCAGGCCCAGCAGCCAGGAAUUUCUAUCCAAUCCGUAAAAACGACAAGUUCAAUUCCAAUAGUGAUGUUAUCGAUACUGAAUGUAAUGUUAGAAGGAGUCACUCUUUGGAGGGACUUUUGGAGAACGUUCUGAGUGAUACUAUGGAGAGUAAUGCAGCUAAUAACGAGACCAAUGCUUCUGAGGGGAGUUAUUUGUGGGAGGAGGAUUCAAUAUGGCGCGAGAGACUGCGAACGGCUAGUCAACGACACACCAAAUCCAUGGAGGACUUGGAUUGUAUCGAGGACAAUAAAAAACCACAAAAGAAAACACCAAGAGGUAUAACCAGAGGCGUUGUUUACGUUAAUGAUAACUUCUUCAACAUGCCCAUACAAGAUAAAUUGCAGCAAAAAGGUAACAAACCUAAUGAGAUUAAAAAAGAAGGCAGUUUUAUUAUAGACCGCGAAAAAUUAAGGCAAUGGGACUUACUAUCCAGCGCACCCUCAGAAGAUCAAUUAUCCACCGUUGCCAACUCUCAGGUCCAACAAGGCAACAGUGCUGUGGUAGAGGUAGGUGCUGAAAAUGAGACUGUACCAGAUACCACCCAGAAGCCAGCCUCAGGUAGUAUUUCAUUGAACACAAGAGAUACCUUCCCAAGAUCCGGACAAUCGAAAAGAAUGUGGACCCCAACGCAAAAUUUACAGGCGAGAUCCGUAACGAACUUACAUAGAAAUGAAGCUGAUCAAUAUAUGUCUCAGCCGCAGGGUUAUUAUAAUCCAGCUAAUCAACACGAACCGGAUAUCUCUUUUGCAUCUAAAAAAGAAAACUGGCAGGGUAAUGAUAGUAAAAUGAACGUAUCCGCGGGCGAAUUACUAGGCAGAACGCAUGAGGAGUUAGUUUUACUUUUGAUACAACUGCGCAGACAAAACGCGCAGACUUUACAAGCCAUUGAAAAUAGUUACAAUGAAAUUGAUACCAUACAGGCACAACUGCAUCUUAUGGAUCAACAAAAAAGACUGGAGAAUCUACAAAAGUUGGAGCAAAUUAAGCAACAUUUAAUCGAGCUUGAAAAGCAAUACGAAAAGGGUAAACCCUUGGUAAAUUUAGUGGAUAACAUGGUUAAAUUAGGUUCUUUAUAUCGCGUACCAAAUGAUAACAAUAUCAAUCCAUAUAUAAGGGAUAGAUUAGAGUUCAAUCAGCAGAUACAGGAGCGCAGAUUGUUGGCUGAAGAGAAACGUGAUUGGAAUAGAAUAACGCCCAAUCACUAUCAGUUGCAGGAAAAAGUGCAACAAUUAUACCAACUGGAUAGACUUAUCCACGAGGAGUCAGGAACGUUGCAAAAUCUUCAGCAAGACAAGGAAGAUAUUGAAAGGGCUUUAGGAGGCUUAAGAAUGAGGAUUAAUAAGGGAUUUAACGAUCCCGCCGAGGUGGAACAAGCUAGAAAGCAGCAAAUAAUGUUGGAGAACGAAUUGAGUCGAGUACAUUUUAUGCUAGCACAAAACUCGAAGAAAUUGGAGGAAACUGUGGCCGGUAACGCUCGGUUGGAGCAAGAACUUCUCGUCCUCAAGCAAAAAUUGCAGACUUCCAGGCAAAACCGCAGUUCGCCCCAAUUUUCCAACGCAGGUGAUAGCUUGCCUUGCGUUGUCGGUACAAAUGUUAUGUUAGAGUCGGAUUUACAUAGGGUUCAAAAGAAAAUCGGCGAUCUGCAAAAGCAACGCCAAGAGCUCAGCAUGCAAGUCAGGCAGCUGACGGACAAGUCGAGCAAUUCGCAGAAAUCCACCAACAAUAUACACAAUCUACAAUCUUUAGGUAACAAGAAAAAAGUGACAUCGUGUUGGAGGGAGACCGAUUUAGACACAAUGUCGAUCGUUGAUCACGGGGAAUCGUGGGAAAACAUGACAUCAACACCUACGACACCUCUAUACAUCAACACUGACAUAAAACAAAACCCUGACGACUACUAUAAUCGCGUGAUGAAGUCCAGCGAUUCGACGAGCGACGAUACUACGCAGCACUCCAACGUUACGCAGGAAAAGCAGGAAAUAAAGACGGUGAGGAUUGUGAAACGCGAAUCGGAGAGAAGACAGAGAGACAGGGAGAAGGUAACCAGCACGAGCAAAUGGGAUGCUUUGCUUGAAGAAGACGAUUCCUCGCAGAGUUCGAGCAUAUUAUUCCGACCCACGCCUGUACAAAAAACGUCCACCCUGGCUUAUCAGGAAUACGAAGAGAAUUGUGGAUUGGCGCUCCAAAAUUCACUAUCGAGUCCCAGCUUGCCUCAAUUUAAUGACAAUAAAAGUGUUAAUGUUAAUAGCACUGAAAGAUCGCCAGAAUUAUCGCCUAUAUUUAAGAGUGAAGCCGCGAGGCAAAUAAUCACCGAAAUGUCCAUACAGGAAACCCCCAAGAAAACGAACAGAAGGGCCGUACCGAAAGAAAAACGCAGACAUUACACAGCCCCUCACAACAAUUUAAUAAUGAAAAGCCUAAAUCAACUGCCUACUGACGAUAACGCCUUUGACAAAAUGAUUUUGAACACGAGACGAGCUCGCGAUGAUUUGGACAUGGAAAGAGCUCUAAGGCAACGAAUUGAUGCCCCAGAUGUGGUUCGGUCCACGUUAGGCAACAAAGAGUUAAAAUACAACGAAAGCACCAUAGAUAACAUACUAGGCACCCCGAACAAGAUCAAUAUACCCGAGCGGUACAUCCCCGAGCAACUUCCACAACUGAGUGCUGAAGAACAAGAACAAAGGCUGCGAAAGGUGGAGUCCAUCAAGAAAAUGCUUUCAGAUACAGCUAUAAUAAGCGGCACUUCGACUAACGCCACAGAUGACAAGCCCUUUGAAAACACUCAAAACAUCAUAACAAACAAAGCCACAACAAAAAUGAUCGAAGAGAAAAAACAAAGGGAACACCUAUUGCAACUCAAUCAGAUCUUGGCCAAACAAGUAAUGGAAAUGAGUAAAAUCGUCGCAGGUAACAACGUUCCAGAUGAAAAUUAAUUGAUUUGGCUUGCAGUGUGCUAUUGAAUGAUGAAGGUGUGUUAUUUUUUAUUUAUUUUUUGAGUGAAGGCCUUGCAAAAACUGCCCCUUCAGCCGCACCAAAUGAGCACGGAGGAUGAGGAUUCCUCGCCAAUAACGCCAUUGCCUCUCUACCAGCAACGUGAUAACUUUUACAGUUAAAUUUUUUGUUGGUUGUACAAAAUUCAAAGGUUGUGUUCAAAGUUUGGCCUAUUGUACGUUUGAAAUAUAUUUGUUGCUGUUAGACAUUUAUAUUUGAAAGUUAGUGCCAGACAAUAAGUAUUAUAGUUAUAUUUUGUAAAUUAUUAUUUGUGUACAAUUUAUUUAAGGUAUUGUUAUUUUAUGCUCAAGGUGUAAAUUGUAUAUAAUUUAUUUGAUUUUAUUUAUAGGGUGAUGGUUUACCUAACCAUGCAUUCUAGGUAUACAAGAUUUUUUUUAUAUGUAACGCGUAUAAAAUUUGAUUUUAUUUAUUUUAAGUUUUUUUUAUAGAGCUCAGAUGUUCACACGAAAAUAUUUAAAUAUUUUUAGACUAAAUUGUUUUGACUGUUACCAAUGUUUUUAUUAACAUUGUGAUUUUGCAUGUAUAUAAAUAAAAUAUUUAUUAAAAAGAAUUAAAAUGUCAAUUUGCAUUUUAUUGAAAUAAAUUGUUUAAUAGUUUUAUGUGAACGUCUUUUAACAGAAAAAUCCGAAUUUUACGAAAAAUAGUGAUUGAUUAUAAAUUAUUUACCGCCAUUUUAAAUAAAGCUUUUGUAAAAAUGUACCCAUACAGUAGAACAUUAUAAUAUAUAACAAAUAAAUAAUCAUAAAAUAUAUACUGGUGUAUGUUGGUCCUUCCUUUGACAAAAAAACUAGAUAUUGAAUACAACUUUUAUUUAAAUAUAUACAAUCGUAUUUAAAAUAUUACAAAUAAAUAAUUUAAAACGUUUACACAUAAGUAAAUAAAACUAAAUUAUUGCCUUUUUAAUAAAUAAUUUCGAAAAAUAAGCCUAUUAUAAAAAUACUCAUAAGAUAUUACAAUAAACUGCUUUGAAUAAGUGUCAAUGCUUUUCGAAGCUAAUAAGUUAGUAGAUUUAAGUAGAAUUUUGCGAUUUUGUGUAAAUAUCACUCAUUUUAAGGUUGAACUUGUGCACCAAAUUAAGAUGGUGGAAUGCAAAUCAACUGUGCCGAAUAAAUUUCAUAAAGUUCAUGCACAUGAAGAAUUAGUAAAAAAAUGUGUGUGUUACACAUACUUUGGUGCAAAAUUUUUUCAAUAAUUUUAUUUAAGAAUCAACAACUAUAGGUAAUAUUUACAAGUAGACUAAACACAAUGACAUAUCAUUGCUUAAAAUAUGGCAAAUAUUUAGAAUUGUAAUUAAAUGGACCAUCUAUCGAGUUGGCAACUAUGGAAGCCUGCUUAAACUAUAUUAAAAACCUGACUAGUAAAAAAAAUAAAAAAUCAUACUUUUCCUAAAUAUAUAUUAUUUACCAGCUUUAGCAAACAUAUUUUCAUAGUCCAGACAAACAUGGCAAUAAGUUUACGACAACAUUUUGGUGGUGUAUAGUGGGUGCCAUCGAUAUUAGACGUAUGGUUUGACUGAAAUAUUUUGAAAAAUAAAUAGCAUAAAUAAUUAUUGUAUUAAUAUAAAAGAUGCCUGUAUUGCACAUACCUAUAAACAAACCCUUGGAGUGAAUUUUAAGAAAAAAAUCUAGUGUAAGUGCUCUCAUAUUAAUUAAGUUAAGGUUCUGAAGCCAACAUCCUUCCAAUUAAUUAAUUUCUGGAAGAAUGCAAUGCACAUCACAGUCUAAUUUGUUUAAUGUUUAAAAUAUGAGCUGUUGGCAACAUAGCAAUUACGGUGUGUUGGUCAAAUCCGCCAAAGAUAAGAGACUAAACUUUUUUGAUUAACUACACUUCGCCUCUGUCGGUCGUCUCCGCCCGCUCGAUCUUCCACGACAAAUUCUCGAUCUCGGCCUCCAGCUGCGCCUGCUGAUACUCGAACAACUCCUUCCGCGGCCCGGGGUCCAUAUAAUAAGCAAACGGAUACGUGUACUGCAAAGUAUACCGACACUUCGCCAGCAAACCGGCCGCGCUGAACAAAUACUGCCAAUCAAUCCACGUACCCAAACCGGACAUCACCUUCUGAUUUAUCCGGCUACGCAGCUUCUCCAACGUCUGCUCCUCCAGCUUCAACGACUUCGAAUGGUUCUCCCAUCGCUCGUAGUAGUGCAGGUACUUUUUCAACGCCUCCCGCGCCUGGAACAACACGUUCU
Molecule: messenger RNA, 9666 nt
Organism: Brassicogethes aeneus
Lineage: Eukaryota; Metazoa; Arthropoda; Insecta; Coleoptera; Nitidulidae
Source: the annotation of a GenBank genome assembly